This is a messenger RNA of Podarcis lilfordi (Lilford's wall lizard), 6720 nucleotides long. The record is from the annotation of a GenBank genome assembly. NCBI's taxonomy places the organism in Eukaryota, Metazoa, Chordata, Lepidosauria, Squamata, Lacertidae.
CGUCCAGCCAUAGAGAAGAUUCAGAGGGAUUGGUUGGGCGCCACGAGAGGAGGAAGGCAAAAGGCACAGAGAGGAUUGGAGGAGGUGAGAAGAAGAGAAGAAGAUACCCAGCAGCAAGUCAGGGUGGCCAGCAAGGAGGAACGUGAAGAACUGAGAAAGGCAGAGAAACUGUACUUGGAGAACUGGGAAGAGCUGGAGGGGAAAGAGGGCAGUAGACUGGCAAAAUGAGUGACCCAAACUAUGAGAAGAAGUCCAGCAACUGGCCUGACCCUCAGGCUCCACCACCCUUCUCUGAAAACCAGCCCUUUGAGUCAGAGGCUGAUCCGCUGGCACCUCCUGGUCAGCCUCCACCCGCCCCGGGCUAUGGGUCAGCUCCCUCUAUGCCACCUCUUUACCAAGCUUAUUAUGGCCCACCAGAUUCAGGAGGCUACCAAGGUUCAGAUCAAACCCCGCAGGCCAUCUUCAUUGUGCCUCCUCAGCCUACCAAUGAACCCGAUCACCUGUACUACUCUAUCUUCACCAUGCUGUGCUGCUGCCUACCUGUGGGCAUCGCUGCCUUGAUUUUCUCUAUAAAGGUGAGAAACAAGAGAGGGAAAGUGAGCGUGGGAGGGCAUUAUGCAGUGCUAGAAUACAAGGGGGCAGAGAUGGCAUGCCCCACUUAACUUUUACCUCUUGAGAACUGUGUUUUAGGAGACUUCAGGGCUGGCACUGGUUGGGCCAAAACUGGCAUUCUGGGUGGAAGAGUCUAAGCUUGUUUGUGGCUUUCACUAUGAGCCCUUUCCCCACAAUGUCAAGGACUGUUGUGAUGUGCUACAGGCUAGGGAGUCAAUGAAGGCGAAAGCACUAUGAGGCACAGAGUGGGUGGUGUUUGCAGACAAAGCAGGCUUGCGAAGGUGCAUGUUUACUCUUGCAGAGUAGCUUCCGGAGGGGCAGGAAAUCAGAAAGAGAGUCUCCUGGCAACUUAAAGAUGAACAGGUGGGUAUGGGUUGGUGGCAUCCAUUUUCGUGGACUAGACUGCAGUAGUCUUCAACCUUGGGUCCCCAGAUGUCGUUGGACUACAACUCCCAUCAACCGCAGCCAGCUUAGUCAAUGGUCAAGGAUGAUGGGAACUGUAAUCCACCAAUAUAUGGGCACCUAAGGUUGAAGAGCAAUGAACUUGAGCCUCCUUCCAAAUUUAGGCUGGGCCACCACUAAAUUCUAACAUCUAAGCGUUCUUUUGGGUGGUAGCUUUGCCUGAGUUUUGCCGAUAUGGAUGGAGUCGUUUACUGCAGCUGGGAAUCAGCUGGCCGAAUCAGAUGCCCAUUUCCCCAAGUGGUGGUGGAUUGCAGCUGCUGUGCAUUGCACAACCUGAAUAUCCUUUCAAAACAGUUACAAGAAUUGCACCCCUUCCUUCCAUCUUUGCAGCAGCGGCUGGUUGGUUCUCCACUUAGCAUCAUGUUAUAGAUGAUCCAUAAGACAUCUGAAAGAAGUCCUGUAUCAGCAGGUUUUUAAUGUUUGGCGUUUUUAUUAUGUUUUUAUAUGUGUUGGCUGGGGCAGUACAGCCAGAUGGGUGUGGUAUUAUUACUGCUACUGCUACUGCUGCUGCUGCUGCUGCUGCUGCUGCUGCUGCUGCUGCUGCCGCCACCAAAUAACCUAAUGCAGACUGUGGAACAUUAUCACUUAAUAUGUGGGUGUCUGUGUUGCCCUACUGGGGUUCAAAGGAAUAGCGGCUUGGUAUUGCAACUGAUGGGACGUGGGUGGCGCUUUGGGUAAAACCUCAGCGCCUAGGACUUGCCAAUCGUAUGGUUGGUGGUUCGAAUCCCCACAGCGGGGUGAGCUCCCGUCUUUCGGUCCCAGCUCCUGCCCACCUAGCAGUUUGAAAGCACCCCUAUGUGCAAGUAGAUAAAUAGGUACCGCUUUAUAGCGGGAAGGUAAACGGCGUUUCCGUGUGCUGCGCUGGUGCUGGUGCUGGCUCGCCAGAGCAGCUUUGUCACGCUGGCCACGUGACCCGGAAGUGUCUCCGGACAGCGCUGGCUCCCGGCCUCUUAAGUGAGAUGAGCGCACAACCCUAGAGUCGGACACGACUGGCCCGUACGGGCAGGGGUACCUGUACCUUUUUAUUGCAACUGAUAGGAAGAACAAAAUCUUAACCUAUGCUGCACUGCAGAGCAAAUAGAUCGACACAAUGGAAGGAACUUUUAAUCACAAGACCCUUACCUUGAUAGUCCUUGGAAACAGAUAGCAGAUGGCCUGUUUGAACUGGUAAAUCAAACACUGGUUAUAGAAGCAUAGCGCCUUGACUGAUAUUACUAGCAGUAGCAUUGUUGCACAACUGAUGGGUAUGUUUGAUCAUUGUGGCGAUCCAGAUAAGCUUGUGGCUGAUGGUGCAACCAAGUCUGUGGCAGCAUAAAUCUCAGCCGGUUCAAACUGAUGUGACUUGGGGGAGGGGGAGGAGUUGCCUCUUCAGAUUAUCCGACCAAGCAAAGUCAGGAGCUUUUUUCAUAUAACUGGCAAACCUCAGUAACCCCAUUUACAACUGGAAAAGUGGGUUGAUAUCAUACUUGGAGAAUAAAAGGCACAGCAGACUCGGGGGAGGAUUAAUUAAUUAGAUAAUCCAUACAUCAUGUAAUAAAAAAAAUUAAGGUCUUAUAUAUAUAAAAUAAAUGUUCAUAAAUGUACCAACCAAGCACGUACAUAGAUAUGUAGACCACAUGUCUGGAGCAGCACAGGAAGACCGACCAGAAACCAUUUUGACUCCCAAACUGACCAAAUGUUUUCUCUGCGAGGAGGGAGGGGGUGAGGGAGCCUCUCCAUUGUCUCAGGAAUUGGGUAAUCACCAUCUCAAAGGAAUGGGCAGACUACCAGGAAAGGCAAUCAGAUAAGGCAGACAGGAAAAACAACAACAUUCAAAUUUAUGCUGUAGACCGCCUUUUCUGUGAUGUAGGCAUGAAGUUUUGUGGGGGGUGGUCUUAGGUUACACCCCUUCUGUGAUGUAGGUAUGAUGUAUGGAGGGGUGGUCUUGAGCUCCAGGGCAGAGAACUUAAAAUAAGGGCAGGCACACCUUUGUUCUGGGUCCUCCUCCUUUCCUGCGGGUGAGGGGAGCACCCUGUUGCAACAGCUUUAAUAAAGAUCAGGCUUACUAGCUGCUUUGUUUCUCAAUAUUCUUUGGUUGGCCUCUGUUAUUUUCUCCUACCGAUAGGGAACUCACUUAAGGACUCUAUACAAGCUCUUGGAUACCCCAUAAGGAAAGAAGGGCAGAUUUUGUUUACAACACAUCGUUACUCUGAAUAAGUCAAUAAUGUCCAAAUUGCUGAUGAAUAGAUCUCAUGAGUGUGCAGACUGUGUUUGCAGAAACCCAAAGGAGUGUCCAGUUCUGAGACUCAGUCAGAGCCUACAGCCCAAGCUCUGAGUCUUGUUGUGCUCUGCUAGGUUCCAGUCUUAAACCAUCUGGUUAGGAACAUAGGAAACUGCCUUGUCCAAGUCAGACCAUUGAUUUAUCCAGCUCAGUAUUCCCAAUAGUGACUGCCAGAGGCUCUGUUUAGCUUAUACGUAAAUCCAGCACUGACUACAACUAUAAUUUAUUUUAUUAUGUGCUCUUCACCCUAAGGUCUUCGAAUGGGUUACAACAAUGAAACCACAAUGCUAAGAACAGUUUAAAACAUCUCCAACAUCUCUUGUUGGAGAUGUAGAUUAAAUGAAGGAGAUCACAUACAUAUCUUUUGGAAUUGCUCUCAGAUAGAAAUAUUCUGGAAAUCCAUGCAUGUCCAUAUCCAUCUCUGAUACAUUAGGAUAUCAUAUGCCCUUGGAACCUAAAACAUCCCCACUUGGUGAUCUAAAUGAUGCUAUUCUGGGAAACGAUCAAGAAAUAGUGUUCCACCUUAUAACUGCUGCUAAGAUUAUAACAGCUAAAAACUGUGAGGGAAGCAGAUCUGCUACUGCAAUCUGAAUGGAUCGAAAUAGUAACUAUGAUUAAGCUAACUAAUUCUAAAAGAAUACAUAUAAACCAGGGCUGCCAGUUGUUUUGACAUUACCAGGAUUUCAAAGGCAGAAUUGAUGUCCCGUGGCGUGGGGUGGGGAUUUCCGAAAUACAGAGCUUUGUCCUGGGAUCUUAGGUAAGUCAGUCACAUUUAUUUCCUUUAAAAGGCUCAACAGUUUGGGGGGGUAUCCUGGUUUUUACUUUUUGAAAUAUGGGAACCCGAUAAACCAGCCAACAGGUUUACGGAAACAUUACAAAAGAUAUGUUUUGGAACAGCAAGUUCAUAUAAUCACAAAGAUAAUUUGUUGGCUAUUGGUUAGUGCCUCACAGCCUGAGACAAAAGGAUUGUUUGCUAGCUACCAGCCAUGCCUGCAUUCCAGACAAGGUGUCUAGUUGCAUUUUUUUCAUGGAUUUUCUCUCUUCUUCCCCAGACUCGCGAUGCCAACCUUGCUGGAAACGGAACAGUCGCUCGGCAGCAUUCCCGGACAGCGCAGCUCUUGUCCCACCUGGCAGUCGGGGCGGGGCUCACAUUCAUAUGUCUGUAUAUCAUCUUAACUGUGAUUAUGUUUAAGGCAAGAAGUUAUGAGCUACAAAACCCUUGAAGAUGUGUGACACGGUGUGCAUAUCCUAAAAGAUCUCCCCUUCUCUCCAUCCUACCCUCACGCACAGAGAAAUUCUCCUCUGAUGUCAUGCCCUUUUGAAUCAGUCCCCCCCAAAAAGAAAAAAGAGAUGUGCUACAGGCUGGUUCACACACACACACACACACACACACACACACACACACCAUGAAAUGUCUAUGCACUUCACUCAAGGACCAACAGAAGAUGUGAACUGCAUAGGACUGCAUUUGAGGUGAUAUCAGGUGAUAUGAAUGUUCUUUCUGGUAGAUUUAGUGGGGGGGGGGGCUUUGCACAUCAAGAGAUGGGUACUGUGUGUGAUCCAGCUGCACAAUAACACAAAGAUCCCAAACCAAAAUAGGAAGAGGAAAACUGAUCAGCACUGAGGAUCAAAUGCACUGAAACAUCUGAUGGCUGGAGAUUGCCUAUAGUCAUCUUGAUUUGAUUUUAUAGUUGCAUGCCACUUUCCCAACAACAAUAGCUCACAACAAUAACAAAGAAUCAGUAAAGGGGAGCAGCAUUUCCUAGCACUAUCUAUCUAUCUAUCUAUCUAUCUAUCUAUCUAUCUAUCUAUCUAUCUCUAUCUAUCUACACAUACAUACAUACACACACACACACACACACAUAUACAGAGAGAGGGAGAACUUUUUUCUGGGGGUACGCAUACCCCUAAACAUGUUGUGAAUCUUUGUACUUUUGUCCAUUUACUGUGUUUAUUUCCCCCGAUUUGAACUAUAAAAUUGUGAUAUUCUUGAGUCAAAAUGAGAGUACCCCUAAACAUUUUUUUAGAAAAAAGCACUGUGUGUGUAUAUAUAUAUACACACAUACACACACACACACACAAAUAAAAAUAAUAAAGAUGAAUACCAGAAAUGAAUCAAUAUAAAAUGGCAAAACUUCAAAAUGAAUCAUAUUGGAUAUACAUUUACAAUAGUAAAUGAAUACAUAAACCAAUAAACCAAUGCUAACUAGACUUGGAAACGGGGGGAUCCUGCAAACCUACACACCUCCUGUAUCUCAGUGACAGUGCCACGAUCCACGACAGCAGACCCUCACUGUGGAGUGUGGAGCAACCUCCGCUCUUGCCCUGCUAAAGUCCUCACCAGCACAUUAUACACAUGCUGCAAAACCACUGCAUUGAUCUACCGUUGCCGGUGAUAACGCCAUGAAAUGGGUUCAGAUCUCCUCCUCUCCAGCCUACAUUCCCUCCCCCCCUCCUGCCCAAUUUCCUUCCCAUUUCAGAUUUCUUUCUUUGGACUACCAGUCUUCCUCGUCUUCUCCUGGGCUGUUCCCAGUCCUUCUGCCAAAGCUCCCCUUGAUCUCCAACCCAGGCUCUCCAGUAUUUCGCAGGCAAAACCUGGGACAUGCAGCUGCCCGUCACUUGAAAUCUCAUACCACAAAUUGAUGCUCUCUUGCCCCGCUACGCAGGACUUUGUUUCAGCGGCAGCUGCUCCAUUGGUGUGAGUGAAGCAGUGCCCCCCUAACCAUAGUCUGCCCUUGGCCAGUACCCACCUGCCUGCCUUGCUACUUACAUCCAGCCAAGGGGGUUGGGUUUAUUAUUGGCUCUCUCCCCUAUUAACCUCAGCAUUGCUCUUGUAUGGGGAGGAUGGAGCAGGCAAAACUAGAAUUAGUUGGCUCUGCCUCGCAUUAGCUGUGGCUCUGCCUGUCGUUGCCUCUGGUGCCCCCUGCUGUUGAACUCCCUGCCGCCCACCCUAUCAGCCCCAAUGGGCAGCAGCCCUUUGCUUUGUUUUGUCGGCCCCGGUGUUCAUUAAGGCUGCUGUAGCAUGUUUUCAAUGCAUAGAAGCUGGUUGUGCUUUUGGUGAAAAUAUAUACUAGAUGGACAAAUUUGCUUUAAAGAUUCAUGAUCAGCCUCGUCGCCAGCAUGUGACUUGGAAGGCCGUGCGCACUACAUAAUCAUAAUCAGGUGCCUUAUUGUCUGUACUUGUGAGCUCUGCUCAUCCUCCUCUCCUUGGAUGCAAUUGUCUUGUGAGAAUGUUUUGUAAGCUGCUUUGAGAGCCGCUGUGGGCAAUGUAAAUAAAUCUUGAAAGUGUGAGAGAUAAACCAUUGCCACUCUCCCAAGGUCACGUCUUCAGCUUUGUUCCUAAGGCUUUGUAAAAGUUAAAAAAUAAAAAUAAAAAAAGAACAGAA